Molecule: messenger RNA, 1515 nt
Organism: Saxophila tyrrhenica
Lineage: Eukaryota; Fungi; Ascomycota; Dothideomycetes; Mycosphaerellales; Extremaceae
Exons: 3
Coding region: 1-1515 (504 amino acids)
Molecular function (GO): iron ion binding; monooxygenase activity; heme binding
Source: RefSeq, a predicted model, not a curated record
AUGUUCCUAUCCGUCCUCUUCACGCCCUGGGCCCUCCUGGCCCUCCCCUUCCUCUUCUUCCUCCUCCCCUACAUUCGCAACUGGUCCAUCCAAGGUGUCCCCGGCCCCUUCCUCGCCAAAUUCACCAACCUCUGGUACAUGUACGAAUGCCGCCGCUGCCGCCGCUACCUUACCGUCCACAAAUGCCACGAGAAGUACGGCAAACUGGUGCGAGUCACGCCGAACCAGGUCUCCAUUGCCGACCCGGACGCUAUCCCCGUCAUCUACGGGCAUGGAACGGGGUUCCUAAAGUCAGAGUACUACGAUGCGUUCGUCUCGAUCCAGCGCGGGCUGUUCAAUACCCGGGACCGGACGGAACAUACGAGGAAGCGCAAGACGGUGUCGCAUACGUUUAGUGCAAAGAGCAUUGGGCAGUUUGAGCAGUAUAUCCAUCAUAACCUGGAAUUGUUGGCUUCGCAGUGGGAUCGGUUUAGUAAAGAGGCGGAUGGGGGGUUUUAUAAGUUCGACGCACUGCAUUGGUUCAAUUAUGUCGCAUUCGAUAUUAUCGGCGACUUGGCCUUUGGGGCGCCUUUUGGGAUGUUAGAGAGGGGCGAGGAUAAGGCGGAGGUGCAGUUGACGCCUGAUUCGCCGCCGAAGACUGCUCCCGCGAUUGAGGUGUUGAAUCGGAGGGGAGAGGUUUCGAAUGCGUUGGGGUGUAUGCCGUGGCUGAAGCCGUACGCGAAGCAUCUCCCGGAUCCGUUCUUCAGCAAAGGAAUCGAAGCCGUGCAGAACCUCGCUGGCAUCGCCAUCGCACGAGUCAACCAGCGGCUGGCGGCCGCAGAAAAGGGCGACAUUGAGCGCGUGGAUCUCCUCGCCCGCCUCAUGGAAGGCAAAGACGAGAACGGCGAGAAACUCGGACAGGCCGAACUCACCGCCGAAGCCCUGACACAACUCAUCGCCGGCUCGGACACGACGUCUAAUACCUCGUGCGCGCUGCUCUACCACUGCCUCGCGCACCCGGAAGUCGUGAGGAAGCUGCAAGCAGAGCUCGACGAGGCGCUGCCGAGCAACGACGUCCCGACGUACGAGCAGGUGAAGGACCUGAAGUACAUGGACAUGGUUAUCCAGGAGACGUUGAGGAUUCAUAGUACGUCUAGCCAAGGGCUGCCGAGGGUGGUGCCGCCGGGGGAGGGGGUGGAGUUGGCGGGUCAUCAUUUCCCGCAGGGGGUGGUGUUGAGUGUGCCGGCUUAUGUUAUGCAUCAUUCUAAGGAGAUUUGGGGCCAAGAUGCCGAUGAGUUCCGCCCUGAGCGGUGGGAAAAGGUUACUGAGAAGCAAAAGCAAGCUUUCAUCCCCUUCUCCUACGGCCCACGAGCUUGCGUCGGUCGCAACGUGGCGGAGAUGGAGCUCGCUCUGAUCGUCUCGACGGUCUUCCGACGAUACGAGUUUGAGCUGUAUCAGGACCACCUGGAGACGAGAGAAGGGUUCUUGCGGAAGCCGUUGGGGCUGAAGGUUGGCAUGAGGAAGCGGAAGGCGUAG